Molecule: messenger RNA, 1428 nt
Organism: Anopheles stephensi (Asian malaria mosquito)
Lineage: Eukaryota; Metazoa; Arthropoda; Insecta; Diptera; Culicidae
Exons: 2
Coding region: 575-1411 (278 amino acids)
Source: RefSeq, a predicted model, not a curated record
CGUCCCGAAUGCGAAACUGUUUCGACUCCACCAAAGCGAUACAGACGGCGAUGGUGAGCAGUCUGGCAAAUAGUGGCCAACCGACACAACUCGUACACGAUGGCAUUGCCGGGCGUGAUGUGCUCUGGGACAGGUUCUUCGAAGUACUGAUCGUAGCGUUCAAAUAAGAACAUCGGUUCAUUUAUUUUUUCGGCUUCCCCUGCACUGUUCUGCCCCGUCCGAGCGAGUUCUUAGUGUUUGGCGUUCUAGCGGAAUUUGUUCUCCUUUCGGGUUAAUUCGGUUAAAGAUCCAGUUUGAGACGAAAAAACGAAAUUGCCCAAAGCAAGUGAGGAAAAAAAAUUGCAGUUCAGAAGUUGCAACAGAAAGGAAAGAGAACAUUCUACCGCAUCGCUCCUUACGAAAUACGAGCACUCUGAAGGAGCCUUGGAAUGGGUCCCGAUCCUGUCCCACUUACCAGAACUGAUGCGGACGUGGUGCAGGUAAGUUUGUGGUGUGGUUUUGCUCAAUAAAAGAGAUUGUAAAUCUUCCGCUAAGGAGGAGCUCAGCAGUUGUGAAGCAGGAGCUGCGGUAUAAAAUGAAGUGUGACGUGUCAAUUUCACUGCUGUAUCUUGUGUUCGCCCUAAUACGUCCUGGAUGUUGUGAGGGCAUAGAAAAAGUGUCCUAUCUUCUACAGUACGGACCCGGUGUGCAUACCGUGUUCGAGCAGGAAAACACCCCCGACAAGGUUACCGUGAACGUUAAAGAUAGAGUAGCGUCAUCCACCACGGUACAGCCGUCGACCUUAACCUCGACGUCCAGUGUAUCACAGCAAGUGUCCGAGCGUACCGUCUCGGGAUUGUCAGUGUCAACUCUGGCAGUGACUCACUCACCAUCCAAUACUCCCACCGAAAAGCUUCAUCCAAGCACACCUGUUACGGAUACCGUUCCCAGCACGCCCGUGACUCCCGGGUCGAAUCCAACCGAAAAGAAAGGUGACACAAGCUCUACGACAUUCUCCAACAAUUCCAUGCUCCCGCAACCUUCAACCCUCAGCAUCACUAGCCAAGAGAAGAAACGCCCUACCGGAUCAAUGGCCGAAGGACCGGAUGAGCGGCAACGAAUUCAGGCGACCUCCGCCGCUCCAUGCCACACCCCUGUAUCCGUCCUUCAGAAGCUUCAUCCCUUACCGUUACCACCGGCCCUGCCCACCUUCGGUGCGAUCCUCCGCUCGGACGUGAUGGUGAACCUGAAGCCCAAGGAGCUGCGCACACUAAUGAGCACGUACAUUGGGCUGGUCGAGGCGUACAAGAGCUUUAACCAGCAGCAGAAGCGCAAUAUCGCCCACCUGGAGGAGGAACUGGCACGCCACGAGCUUAUCAAGGCACGGGCCGAUCGGUUGCGAAACACAAAGGUUGAAAUAUUAAACAAGUAGCCCAUCCUCCCUGCCGA